Messenger RNA from Oncorhynchus gorbuscha (pink salmon), 3935 nucleotides. RefSeq names its product SWI/SNF-related matrix-associated actin-dependent regulator of chromatin subfamily A containing DEAD/H box 1A-like. Gene Ontology annotation, molecular function: chromatin binding; ubiquitin binding; ATP-dependent chromatin remodeler activity. The transcript is spliced from 23 exons. Gene Ontology annotation, cellular component: nucleus. Bases 378 to 3500 code for a protein of 1040 amino acids. The record is from RefSeq and is a predicted model, not a curated record. NCBI's taxonomy places the organism in Eukaryota, Metazoa, Chordata, Actinopteri, Salmoniformes, Salmonidae.
CAAUCGAAAGCGUCCUUAUAGUCAUUCGAGGCAGAAUGAGUUCGCGGGAAAGUAAACGGAUUCUCACAGUAUAAGAUGUUUUUUUAUAGUUAGUGUUAACGUUUAGCUAGCCAUAUAUCCCAAAAAAAUUAUGAACGUAUGUUGGAUUGUAUUAUUGAUGAGUUUAUCGUUGGAUAGUUUGAGUUCUGACAACUUGAAAGUCCCGCAUUCAAAGGUGGACCGUUUCGUGGCUAGCUUGUUAGCUACUGUAGCGUUAUUGGCACCAAUUCAUUGGUUAAUCGUAGCCAGAAUAAGCAAUCUUUUGUACGGAGACAAAGAGCUCACCUCUAUUGCUUGCUAGCUAGUUGUGUAACGUUUUAAUACUUGUCGUUUUGAAAAUGAGUUUAUUUAAUUUGGACCGGUUUCGUUUUGACAAUAAUAAAACAACGUCAAACCAGGACAAAUACACCGGUUCCGUAAGUCCAGAGUCAGAAAAGGAGAAUAAACCAGCACGAGUAACAACACCUAUAGCCAACCUGGGAAAACCUGGGCGAGGAGUAGUGUUUGAAGAUGUCAUCAGUGACCCUGAUGACGAUUUGGCAAGUGAUUCGAGGAGGGAUAAAUUAACGAAAGUGGUGAAUUCUUUCAGGGAACCAGUGAAGCUAGAGGUAAGAGAGAUGACUGAACCAUAUGAUAAGGAAGACCAAGUUGACAAGGCGCUGGAAGAGAGACUGGACAAACUGCAGGAAAUCUUCCCUAAUAGAAACAGGAAGGAGUUGUUGGAGGUGAUUGAAAGCACAAGCACUUUAGAUGGUGCCGUAGCCUCAUGCCUGAUGAUGUUUGGUGACAAAGACUCAACGAGGAAGAGGAAACCGGACGGAUCGAGCAGUUGUCGAGACAAAGAUGUGGUCCAGCAGCCCAGCAAGAGGAGGAGAAAGUCUCUGGCUGAAGACUCUGAAGAGGAGGGUGCAGAGCCCAGCUGGGAAAGACAGGAGACCAUGGUUAGGAAACUGCAGAGGAAAUUCCCUGACCAGGAUAAGGAAGAACUCAGGGCUGUGCUGCAGGAACAUGAGUGGAACGUAGCCGACGCCUUGGAGGCGCUUCGCAUGUUCUCUGACCCAGGGGAAUACACCAGCUCUCCUGAAGUCAAGCAAAAGGAACCCAAAGCCAAGAGCAACAGCAAGAGUGACGCCAAGCCAAACAGAGAGUCCAAGGACGGCAUGGAGGAAGCCAAGCCAAGCAGAGAGUCCAAGGACGGCAUGGAGGAAGCCAAGCCAAGCAAAGCUUCCCCUCUGAAAUGGAUGUUCAAGAAAUUUGCCCCUGAAUCCAAACCUACCUCUUCAAAUUUGCAGAGCCUGAAGAUGUCCAACGGGACCAGCAUGGCUAGAAAGGAGGGCGAGAGGGCCAGCAGUUCGGAGGGCGAGAGGGCCAGCAGUUCGGAGGGCGAGAGGGCCAGCAGCUCGGAGGGCGAGAGGACCAGCAUGGCUAGAAAGGAGGGCGAGAGGGCCAGCAGCUCGGAGGGCGAGGACGAGGAGGCGACCAGCAGCGAGUUUGAGGGCGAGGACGAGGAGCUGGACUCUGGGGCGGAAAACGAGGGCACAUCCACGCUACAAGGCCAGAUCCUGCUCUUCUUCCAGGAGGCCUCGCUGGACGAGCUGUCCCUCAUCACCGGCUGUUCGGUGAAGAAGGCCAAGAAGAUCGUGGAGCUGCGGCCUUUUGCUUUUUGGCACAAGCUGAAGGAGCACUUCCGCAAGGAGAAAGGCCUGUCUGUGGAGCUGCUGCUGGGCUGCAGGGUGGUGCUGAGGGAGAGAGCCGUGCUCCGGGGUCUCAUGUCCAAGUGCCAAAACAUCUCGGGCAGGAUGGUGAAGGGAGUCAGCCAGGUCAUCGACAACUGCAUGGGCUCCAUGACCCAGCCCUCCGUCCUCAACAGAAAGUUAAAAUUGAAACCCUACCAGUUGAUUGGGCUGAAGUGGCUUCUCCUGCUGCACCAACACAAGCUGAGUGGAAUCCUGGCUGAUGAGAUGGGUUUGGGAAAGACCAUCCAGGCCAUAGCCUUCCUGGCCAGGCUGUACCAGGAUGGCAUCAAAGGCCCCCACCUCAUCACUGUGCCCGCCUCCACCAUGGAUAACUGGGUUCGGGAGCUAAAGCUGUGGUGCCCCAGUCUCAAGGUGCUAGUCUAUCACGGCUGUGUGGAGGACCGUCAGUAUCUGCGACAUGACAUUCUGAAUAAUCUGGUGGACUUCAACGUCAUCGUGUCCACAUACAACCUGGCCAUCGGCAACGACAGCGACCGCAGUCUCUUCCGCAAGCUCAAACUGAAGUACGCCGUGUUUGACGAGGGCCACAUGCUGAAGAACAUGAAGUCCCUCCGUUAUCGCCACCUCAUGGCCAUCAAUGCUGAGCACCGGCUGCUCCUGACCGGCACCCCUGUGCAGAACAACCUGCUGGAGCUGAUGUCGCUGCUAAACUUCAUCAUGCCCUCCAUGUUCUCCAGCAGCACCACGCAGAUAGCCAAGAUGUUCUCCGUGAAAUCCCAUGAGGAGCAGAGUCGUUUCGAGAGUGACCGUAUCGCCCAGGCUAAACUCAUCUUGAAACCUUUCAUGCUCAGACGAGUCAAGAGUGACGUUCUUAAGCUGCUGCCAGCGAAGGAGGAGAAGUUGGUAUUCUGCCCGAUGAGUGAGAAGCAGCAGCAGCUUUACCAGACCAUGGUGGACAAGUUCAAGAAGUCUGCCAUCGGAGAGAAGAGAGAGCUGUGCAACGUGAUGAUGCAGCUGAGGAAGAUGGCCAACCACCCUCUGCUCCACCGGCAGUACUACACCACAGAGAGACUGGAGGCCAUGAGUAGCCUCAUGCUCAAGGAGCCGACCCAUUUUGAUGCAGACCCAGUGCUGAUCCAAGAGGACAUGGCUGUGAUGUCUGACUUUGAGCUCCACAGGCUGUGCCAGCAGUACUCGUCCUUGGACAAAUACCAGCUGGACAAAGACCUUGUACUGGACUCUGGGAAGUUUCACCUGCUCCAGACACUACUUGCCACGCUCAAGACCAAGGGAGACCGAGUAGUGCUCUUCAGUCAGUUCACCAUGAUGCUGGACAUCCUAGAGAUUCUGCUCAAACACCUGGGCCACCGCUACAUCAGACUGGACGGCUCCACGCCCAUAGCAGACAGGAUCGUGCUGAUUGAUGACUACAACACGGACCCGGAAAUCUUUGUGUUCCUGCUGUCGACGCGGGCCGGAGGCCUGGGUAUCAACCUGACCUCAGCCAACGUGGUCAUCAUGCAUGACAUCGACUACAACCCUUACAACGACAAACAGGCUGAGGACCGUUGCCACAGACUAGGGCAGACCAGGACAGUCCAGGUGAUCAAGCUGAUCCAGAAGGACACCAUAGAGGGCUGCAUGCUGCAGCUGGGUCAGAAGAAACUCAAACUGGAGCAGGACAUGACUGCUGCCGAGGAGGGUGACGAGGGCACCAUACCCAAGGACCUGGCCUCUCUGCUCAAAGCAUCACUGGGCCUGUGAGGAUCUGGGAUCCAGCCUGGAGCGUCACCGCCCAGGCGCCACCGAUUGACUGAAACUUGCCACGGAUACUUGAAUCCUCCUCCUGGAACUUUGUGGGUCUCCCUGCUCACACCCACCCAUGAGACACAGCUGUCCACUUCCAACAGUCUGGAAUAGAGAUCAUAUGAAUGGAUUGUUUGCCCCUGUUGACAGUGUUGUUGAGGCCACUCUGCUCUGUGCAGAACUAGGGAUGUAUUCAUUAGGAACGAAAGCAAAAGGGCCAAAACGGGGAAGGACUAACCUGAACUUGUCCAUUUAAGAAAUGCUCGUUUUUGUUGCGGUUGUACCGUAAAACCCAUGUCGAAGCUGUUACUUGGCCGUUUGUUUUUGUUGUAUGUCCUUGUUGGGACAUCAACAGGGUUUGUCGAAACAGUAAAUAAAGAUUUUAAUAUUUAA